Anoplopoma fimbria (sablefish) is the source of this 1722-nucleotide messenger RNA. RefSeq names its product forkhead box C1-A-like. NCBI's taxonomy places the organism in Eukaryota, Metazoa, Chordata, Actinopteri, Perciformes, Anoplopomatidae. The record is from RefSeq and is a predicted model, not a curated record. The transcript has a single exon. Bases 213 to 1631 code for a protein of 472 amino acids. Gene Ontology annotation, molecular function: DNA-binding transcription factor activity, RNA polymerase II-specific; RNA polymerase II cis-regulatory region sequence-specific DNA binding. Gene Ontology annotation, biological process: cell differentiation; regulation of transcription by RNA polymerase II; anatomical structure morphogenesis.
UGCCGUGUAGACUCAUUGCUCCUCCAGCUUUACUUUUAGCUUUCUCCGUGUCCCAAAUGUUCACUGCGGCAGCGUGCGCUCUGUCCGGAUCACCGUGGCGAGCUGUGGCUUAAAACAAAAAACAAAAAGGGACUUCCAGACGAUAGAAAACGAAGAGGAACCAGAGUUCGUGGAGGGGACGCAGUUUGGGGAGGUUUUACGCAUCGCGCAGGAUGCAGGCGCGCUACUCCGUCUCCAGCCCCAACUCUUUGGGAGUCGUACCGUACAUCAGCAGCGACCAGAGCUACUACCGGGCCGGCGGUGGAUACACCGGGAUGCCUGCGCCCAUGAGCAUGUACUCCCAUGCGGCCCACGACCAGUACCCGGCCAGCAUGGCCCGGGCGUACGGACCGUACACCCCGCAGCACCAGCCCAAGGACCUGGUCAAACCUCCCUACAGCUACAUCGCUCUCAUCACCAUGGCGAUCCAGAACUCACCGGAGAAAAAGAUCACCCUGAACGGGAUUUAUCAGUUCAUCAUGGAGAGAUUCCCGUUCUACCGGGACAACAAGCAGGGCUGGCAGAACAGCAUACGGCACAAUCUGUCACUCAACGAGUGCUUUGUCAAAGUGCCCCGGGACGAUAAGAAGCCCGGUAAGGGCAGCUACUGGACUCUGGACCCGGACUCCUACAACAUGUUUGAGAACGGCAGCUUCUUAAGGCGCCGGAGGAGGUUCAAGAAGAAGGACGUGCAGAAGGACAAGGACGACCGGGACCGACAGGGUAAGGACCCCUCGUCCAGGACCCCGGGCCGGGAGCAGGACCCGUCGGGGCAGGGCGCUCACCCGGUGCGGAUCCAGGACAUAAAGACCGAGAACGGGACCUCGACGCCUCCGCAGGCCGCUUCCCCGGCCCUGAGCACCGUGCCCAAGACCGAGAGCCCCGACAGCAGCAGCAGCAGCAUGUCGACGGGCAGCCCGCACAGCAUGGACGGACCCGAGCACCACCACCACCAGCAGCAGCACCACGGCCAGGCCCCGGCGCAGGGCUUCAGCGUGGAUAACAUCAUGACCACCCUGCGGGGGUCUCCGCAGGCCGCCGAGCUGUCCCCGCCGCUCAUCGCCUCCUCUCGGACAGGUAUCACCCCUGCUUCACUGUCGCUCAACUACUCCCCCAACCAGACAUCCGCAUACGGCUCGACCGCCUGCAACCAGAACGCCAUCUCCUCCAACUCCAACGCGACCUAUCACUGCAACAUGCAAGCCAUGAGCCUGUACGCCGGGGACAGGUCGUCCGGCGGCCACCUGGCGCCGUCCAGCACGGUGGUGGAGGAGGCUCUGCCCGACUACUGCAUCACCGCGUCCAGCGCCUCCCCUCUGGGGCACAGCAACCUGGGCCAGGCGGGCCAGGAGGGCCACCACGCGCACCAGGGACGGCUCGCGUCCUGGUACGGGGACCUGAGCCACUUGAGCCCCGGUUACCCGGCGCAGCAGCAGAACUUCCACUCUGUGCGGGAGAUGUUCGAGUCCCAGCGGAUCGGGCUGAACGGCUCCCCGGUCAACGGGAAUAAUAGCUGUCAGAUGGCUUUCCCAUCCGGCCAGUCCAUCUACCGCACCUCAGGAGCUUUUGUUUAUGACUGCAGCAAGUUCUGAAAGCCAAAGUGUGUCUUUUAAAUUAAUAACUCUUUAAUAUAUGUUUUAUAUUUUGUUUUGUACUUUUUGGUCGUUUGUUCGAAUGGACAUA